AUAAAUAAUCAAAUAUUGUAAAAAUAAUUUCAGUAGGUAAUCGAUCAAACCAUGUUGUUGAUUCAAUGCUUGUUGUAGCCCCAUGUUAAAAAUAAUCUGUUGAAAAAGUGUUAUAUUGACUUAUCUAUAAACAAAUAACACGUGGAAAGUCUUGUUAAAAGGAAAGAAAAACAAGCGUGUGUGAUACUUGUGUUAGAGAGAAAAAGCGGAUUUUGGGCUUUGAAAGUCCAUCUUAGGGGUGUGAGUAUGGAAUAAAUAUAACACAAACAUCCACACCCUCAAUGUUUUAACUGAGUUAAUACAAAUCGAGGAUCUUAUUGAAUCAGCUGCAGUUCAUACUGGAAAUCUCUUUGUUGUAAACUUUUUUAAUUCGAAGUGAACAUACGAGAAGAAUACUUUAUGAAAAGAGUAUUCGAAAUUUCUAAUAUCUAUUUUGUCAUUCGUCAAUAUUCCGCGACCGAAGAAACUGAUUUUUAUUUAUAUUCUCUAUCUAUGCAAUAGUUAAUUUAAAAAAGUAUAUUCAUGACUAAUUUUCAUAUUUAUUCAAAAAAAAAUCAAUUUUAUCACCAACAAUACAAUUUUCGAUUAAUAAUUUUUAGAAUAUAAACACGAAGAGAUUUUUUCGAUUGAAUUAAAUUUUUCAAGAUUAUUAUCAGAUCAUUACUUUGUUUUAAAAUACACAAUGAAGAUAAAUAGCGAGUAUUGUUAUUAGAUUUUGACAAUAAAAACCAUCUUGAAGGUGGGUGUGGAUGUGAGGUGGGGUGUGGAUGUCUCUUAUCGAUCUAGAUCCAGGCCCACACCCACCCAUCGAAUGUAUUGAACUUUAUUUCAGAUCAAAUAUUUAAGUGGUUAAAAUCGAUUAGAAAUAAAUUUUUCUUUACAUGGGUAGUUCUUCUUCUCAUUUUAGAUUUUUAUCCAAUUGUUCUCAAUUAUAUUUUUAUUUUCUUUUGAAUAAAAGCAGAGAUACAAAGAGAGACUUUAUUCAAACGAACAGUUCCUAUCGACCAACUAUAUACUUUUCUUGAAGUAUUUGAAUGUUUUUCCAUGUAAUUAUGAAAAAAUUGCUUUCCCUAUUAAUUUGUUUAUGUAUAGAAUGAUGUCAUUAUUAGAUUUUUGAAAAAUAAAAUAUUGAUUAAUUGAAUUUGAUAACUAUCGAUUCUUAACAAAACAAUAGAGAAUAGUUUAAGAAGUGUUGGGGAUAUUGAAAUGAAACAUAAGUUUUGUUUUAACAUCGUACCUUCCCCAACCUUUAUAUAGUUGUCAUGUCGAACAUAUGAUCGACUUUUAGCUAUAAUAGAAAACAUUACUCUGAGUAUUAUUUAUCUAGGACAGCAAGUGUACGACAGAAAAGAACGAUUCUCAUCCUUGAUUGAAAAACUAAUUUGAAUCAAAGAUAUUCAUCGUGUUUGAAAACUCGUCGCUGACAGAUUGUACAGAAUAUUAGACAAUUGAUCUGCGUUUUGCGACUUUGAUUAUGUCUGAACAGAACUUUUCAUAAAAAUACUUAUUACGCAUAGAGAAAUAAAGAACGUGAUUUAAAGUGAGUCCUGACAAAGCAGAUUAUUUAACAAAUUCAAAUAAAAAAAUAUCAAACUAUUCAUGACUUAUUCAUUGGCGUCAAUCAUUUAUUGACGAUGAUAGUUGAUAUCUUAUUUUGAGUUAAAACACGUCCGAUGAUUAAUGCAGAUUUUGAUCAAUUCUCUUUUAUAUUUGUCACGUUCUUCGUCAUUAAAAUCAAAGAUUUUCUAUAAAAUCAAAAAAAAACAAGAUAAGGAUCAUCUCAAAUUUAAAUCCAUUUUGUGUUUUAGAAUUUCGAAAAGAAUGUAAUUCAACGAAAAAUAUCAAAUGAAAUCAUGAAUUUUGUUCAUUAAUCUAAUCUAUGAUCAAUUUUUUAUCUUACCAACGACGAAACCUUCUCUACAACACUAUUUUUUCUCUUUGUGUGUUGUGUUGAAAGAAAUGAAUGAGAGAAAUAAAACAGAGAUAUAUAACUGAAGAGAAAAUCUACAACGAGUGUCAUUUUGUUUCAUCGAAGACAAAGAAGAAGAAGAUUAUUGUAUUAGUUCACUAAUUUAUCAAAAAAAAACUCUUGUUGAAUGAUGUGGAAUAUCUACUUAUUUAUCAUUAUUCUUCUGUUCGUUCUCAACAAUAAAACAUCAGGUAGAUACUUUUAUUUGUCACAUACUUAAGAUCAGCUAUUACACAAAAAUGACAUUAUUCGCUAGAGUUUUAGUUGAACGAAAGGUAGUGAAAUAACAUGAUUAUAGAAUUUGACAGGAAUUUCUGUUAUAUAUUCAAGAGUGAUGGUUCUCAUAUCUUCCAGACUUCAACCUAACUCAUACAGAGAAUGCGCCUCUUUUGAGGGGUGGGUGCGGGUGUGGGUGUGGGUGUGGGUGUGGUGAGUGCGGGUACUAUCUUUCUCACUCUUACUCACACUCUCACCCACCCACAGUCUCACUCACUCUCUCAUCUACACCCACGCCCUAGAUUCAAUUGAAAUGAUUUCACAUCAAUAAAUGCACAACGUUUUUCAUACGAAAAUCAGAAUCGAUGUUGAAUUUCAAAGAUAUUUUGUUUAAAUAUCAAUCAAUUUCAAUAAACUCAUUUUCAUUCUAAACAAUUCUUUUUCUUCUUCCUUUGAAAUCAUUUUCGUUGAGCAUAUAAAAAAACUUUUUUUGAUUAUUUUUUGUCUUCAAUGAUAAUUAAACCUUUUUAAGAAUCCGACAUAAUUAUUUUUCUUUUACAACAAAAAAAAAAAUAAAUAAAGUUGAUCUUCUUCGAUAAAUUCAUCCUUCUCUUAGUUCAUAUUUAUAAAUCAUCUGGGAAAAUAGAACAACAAUCAUAAAAAAUCUUUUCAAAAUUAAUUCUGAUGAAUUUUUCAAAGAAAAAUAUAAACUAAUAAUUUCAUUUCAUUUAAAGUUCUUUUCUAAUAUUCUUUCUAUUUCUCUCGUUUUAGCUGUUUCAUUCAAUCAACCGAAGUUUUCUUCAACACCCAUUUGGAAUUCUAAUGGAAUCAUCUUCGCUAAUCGAUCGAUUGUUGGUGCAAAACCUCGCGCCAUUUUUGUGAGUCCAAACAACACAAUUUAUGUCGCUAAUCAACAAAAUAAUACAAUUCUAAUAUGGCAUGAAGAGAGUGUCAAUCCAACAAAGAUCAUUACCGGUAAUUUUACAAAAUCUUCGUCUCUCUUCGUAACAUCAAAUGGUGAUAUUUAUAUUGAUGAUGGCCAGGAGAAUGGUCGAGUACAGAAAUGGAUAGUAGCAACAAAUACCUUUGUCACGGUGAUGAAUGUCUCUUCACGAUGUGAAGGUAUGUUUGUCGAUAUCAAUGAUACUCUUUAUUGUUCAAUGUUUGAUCAUAGUCAAAUAGUGAAAAGAUCAUUAAAUGAUCGUGUGAUGACUUCAAAUCUUGUUACCGCUGGAACAGGUAGUCCAGGAUCAGCCUGGAAUGAACUCAAUCGUCCUUGUGGAAUCUUUGUCGAUGUGAAUUUAGAUUUAUAUGUGGCAGAUUGUGGAAAUCAUCGAGUUCAGUUAUUUCAAUCGGGAGAAUCAAACGGCAUCACAGUAGCUGGAAGUGAAUCACUGAAUCCAACAACUACGCUUUUUCUUCCAACUGGAAUUAUAUUAGAUGCUGACAAAUAUUUAUUCAUCGUGGAUCAAGGCAAUAGUCGCAUUGUUGGCUCAGACUUGAAUGGUUUUCGAUGUUUAGCUGGAUGUUAUGGAAUAGGUUCACAAUCCAAUCAAUUGCGAAAUCCAUAUAUUCUUAGUUUUGAUCGUUCCGGAAACAUGUUGGUUACUGAUUCAUUCAAUGAUCGAAUUCAAAAAUUUUUACCGGUGAAGAAUUCUCUUACUCUUUCAUUCAAUCAACCAAAGUUUUGUCCAGGAGCCAUUCGGAACUCUAAUGGAAUUACCUUUGCUAAUCGAUCAAUUGUUGGUGGUCAUCCUACCGCCAUUUUUAUAAGCCCAAACAACACAAUUUAUGUCGCUAAUCAACAAAAUAACACAAUUCUAAUAUGGCACGAAGAGAAUAUCAAUCCAACAAAGAUCAUCUCUGGUAAUUUUUCACAACCCGCUUCUCUCUUUGUGAUAUUAAAUGGUGAUAUUUAUAUUGAUGAUGGUGAUAAGAAUCACCAAGUGCAAAAAUGGAGUGCAGAAACAAAUAUCUUUGUCACGGUAAUGAAUGUCAACUCAUCGUGUUCUGGUUUGUUUGUCGAUAUCAAUGAUACUCUUUAUUGUUCAAUGCGUAAUCAUCAUCAAGUAGUGAAAAGAUCAUUGAAUGAUCAUGUGAUGACUUCAAAUCGUGUUGCUGCUGGAAAAGGUAUUAAAGGAUCAGCCUCGAAUCAACUCAAUAGUCCUGUUGGAAUCUUUGUUGAUGUAAAUUUGGAUUUAUAUGUGGCAGAUUGUGGAAAUCAUCGAAUUCAGUUGUUCCAAUCGGGAGAAUUAAACAGCAUCACAGUAGUUGGAAGUGGAUCAAUAAAUCCAACAGUUACAGUUGGUUGUCCUAGUGGAAUUAUAUUAGAUGCUGAGAAAAAUUUAUUCAUCGUGGAUCAAGAAAUGAGUCGUAUUGUUGGUUUUGGUUUGAAUGGUUUUCGAUGUUUAGUGGGAUGUUAUGGAGUGGGUUCAAAAAUCAAUCAAUUGUAUUAUCCAUCUGGUUUGAGUUUUGAUCGUUCCGGAAAUAUGUUUGUUACUGAUACAUCAAAUCAUCGAAUUCAAAAAUUUAAAUAUUUAAAAAGAUAUUGUGCCAAUACACUCUCUGUCGUCCAAAAGACCUAUUCAUCAUUAUUGACUAAUAACAAUCAAAUGUAUUACCGAGAUUGUCAGAAGGAAAAUUUUUAUUAUGAAUCUAUUCAAGUGAAGGUGAAUAAAAAUGGUUACUACAGUUUUCGUGGUAGUGGUGGCAUUGAUCCGUAUGGAUCUAUUUACAACAACAAAUUUAAUCCACUUGAUCCAUCAGAGAAUUUACUCGGUCAAGAUUAUGACGGUGGCUUUGAUAUUCAGUUUAAACUUAAUAUUCAUCUUAAUGUUGACAUGAUAUACGUAUUGGUUGUGACAACAUAUGAAUCAAAAGAAAUUGGAGAAUUUUCAAUCGACGUGUUAGGUGAAAAUGAAGUUUUUCUCGAUCGUCUCAGUACUUUAGUAAAUAUUCAAUUAAAAUAUUCAUCAAUAUUAACUGAAGAUAGUCCAACAUAUUAUCGAGAUUGUCAAGUACCGCAAUGUCAUUAUGAAGCUUUACAGAUUCAUGUUAAUACAACGGGUUUGUAUGUUCUUUGGAGUGAAAGUAAUAUUAAUGCACAUGGAUAUAUCUACAAAAAUGAUUUCAAUCCUCUAAAACCACCUGAAAAUUUACUCCUAUCACAUGGAGGUAAAUGUAAUGAUGGAGAGUUCAAGUUAAUCAUUGAUCUCCAGAUCAACACUCGAUACAUAUUAGUUGUGACAACACACGUUCCUAAGAAACUUGGAAACUUCUCUGUUUUUAUCUCUGGACCAAACAAUAUCAGUCUUAGUCUUUUUAGUAAGUAUUUAUAUGAUUUUUUCGAUAAUAAAUAUAUAAUGGCAUAAAACACGUAAAAAAUAUUUCUUGGACUCUUUUUGAUCAGUGAGGAAAUGUUAUAUUCGGUUUUGAAAAAACAUCUAUCUAGUUAUUGAAUUAAAUAGUUUUCAGAAUCUUUAGGUCUAUUGAUCUGUUAGAAAAGACAUCUGUUUAGCAUGAAUUGUAAAUAGAUGUUUCAUGUUUUGAAUGUUGCUACUUACAUUCUUCCAUAUCUUUACGGAUGUGUACUUUUCGAAGACUCAAAAUCGUGCAAAAGUAAAAGUAUCUUCCAUAAUUUUUUCUAUUUCUCAAAAUCAGUAGUGAAAGAUACAGAUUUUUCAAUAUAUUGAA
This is a messenger RNA of Adineta steineri, 5878 nucleotides long. NCBI's taxonomy places the organism in Eukaryota, Metazoa, Rotifera, Eurotatoria, Adinetida, Adinetidae. The record is from the annotation of a GenBank genome assembly.